UAAACAGAAAAUAGUACGGUUAUUGAUAUAUAAACAUUUAAUUUUAUGAAAAAGUGAGUGAAUAACAGAACAGUUAUGGGUAAAAUUUGUGUUGUGAAAAGUUGUCCAAGUGGACGUAAAUCCCAAAACAAAAAAAAUAGUUCACCUCAGCCUCUUUCGUAUUUCCAACCAACAACACCGGCAAGAUUACAAAAUUGGAAAAUUUCGCUGGGUAUUGAAUUAAAAGCUACUGAUUACAUCUGUCAUCUCCAUUUUAAAGAGGAGCAAAUAAAAAUGUACGAGAAACUGUACAUAAAAGGAGAGCUCAUAAUGAUGCCUUUAGGAAAAAAAAUACUAAAAGAAGAAGCUUUACCAACGAUCCAGCAUCAGUUUAUUCCGGUAUUUGAACAUGAGUUUUUAACAAGUACUGUAGAUGAACUGAAAAUACCAAGCUUACAUUCGAAUAACAAUGGAGACGAAGAGCUAUUUCUAGUGCAAGAAAAUAACAUCGAGCCCCAGACAAUAUUAGUAAAUGAUGUUCCUGAUCUAAUAGAUGAUGGUGUUCAAAGGGAGCAAGACUUGAUAGAACCACCUUCCAGUCAACACGCCUGUAAGGAUUCAAAGAAUCUACAAGAAAUCGAAGCUCCAAAAUUGCCACCGUUUUGGUUGUAUAUACCCAAGCCCAACGGAUUUGUAUUUAUGCGAAUGGAUCCAACAACUCAGCAGAUCAAAAUUCGGUUACGCUUAAACAAGGAUACAUCUAUUACUGUUCUUUUUCCUAACAAUGACGAACUGCCUCUAAACGAAAAAAUUAAUUCAUUAAGUUGUAUCUAUGACUACUUGAAAUCAGUGGAAAGAUGGCCUUUAUGUGUUGGUACUCAGAUUGACAGUAUAAAGUAUUCAAAACUUUGUAAAAAUGUGAUUGUUGGUGAUGACACUUAUAAAAGGAACCAAGCUAAUCCAAGAUGUAAACCUUGUCGAAUAUUACGGAAUCGAUUGCAGAGUCGAAAUUCGACUUCAAUUAAUUUGGAAACAACAAUUGCUAAAAAAAGACGUGCUUCAAAUCUAGUUAGGCAAUGCAAACGUUUAAAAAAAAUGAUAGAGGGCCAAGAAGAUGACAAAUAUUUAUUCAUCAGACAAGAUUAUAUGUGCAAUGAUGGUGAAAUGAGUAAAGCAGACUUUAUUGAAGAAGAUCAUAAUUGUUUGAGAAGUGAUGAACACCAGAAAUUUGGGAAUUAUGUGGCCAAUAAAUUAAGUUCUAUGCAUUAUGAGAAUAAUAUACACGAAUUAAAGAAGUUGAUCAAACAACAUAUAGUCCAAUGGAAGGAGAAAGAUGACAAAGAAUACUAUUCAAUUUGAAAAUAUGAUUCUUAUACAGCAACCUAAUACUGUCAUGUGAACAGUUAGAAAUACUUUAUUUGUAUGUACAGUACAAUCUCACUAAUCCGGCACUAUUAAAAACCGGAGGGUGCCGGAUUAUUGGAAUGUUCGGAUUACUGGAUUAUACUGAAAAAAUCAUAGGUAAUAAAUAAAAUAAAGCAUUUCAUAGAGAGAAUAAAUGUAUAUAAUGUAUUAAAUUAACAUGUAGGUAGAUAUGUAAUUAACUAGUUUUGAAAUAAUCCUUAAUUGAGGUCUGACUGAGGUUAGACUGCUAGUCGACGACGCAGCGACCAAGCGCACAGGUAUAGAGGGGUGAGGGAGGCGUGGGCGGAGGGUGCCGGAUUAUUGGACGUGCCGAUCUAUCGAAGUGCCGGAUUAGUGAGAUUGUACUGUAUAUGUAUAUAUUGUAUGUUUACAUUUAUAUGUAUAUUGUUUGUAAAUAUUCUUUCAAUUCAAUUUUGGGCUUAUGGCUUGUGUUUACUAGCAAAUGCAUAUAGUGGGUACUUGUUACUUUGCCAAUUCAUAGUAAUUUUAGGAAUGAAGUUCUUUAUAAUUUUAUAAUCUUCCUUCACUGAGUAAAUAAAUAUAUAUUUUUUAAAUUGCACACAUACUGGAUUUUGAUAUGGCUAAUUUUACACAUAAACAGAGUUCAGAAACACAUAUAUUAUAUAACUUUUCAAUGUUAAUUUAAAAAAUUUUAAGUUUUUUUUAAAUCGUUGAAUAAAUAAAUAUACUACGACAAUACAUACAAAACGCCAUCUAAUCCCAAAGUAAGCGUAGCUAGUAUAAUGGAAUAUGGAUUACUUCUAAGAUGACUGAUGAAUAUUUUAAUGAAUAAUAUAAAUAAAUACUCACAUUUUCUAGUUGUGGGAAUUGAACCCACAGCCUUGGAACCAGAAAGCAGGGUCGCUGCCCACUGCGCCAAUCGGUUGUUAAAGUUAUUAGAUAGUACACUAAUCAAAAAAUAUAAAAUCCUACAAGUUUUAUAACGAUUGUUUAAAUGCAUGUUUUAUUUACCAACUUUGAAGAAUAAUAAAGAUACCUGGGGUCCUUUAUCAGAACACAGUGUGUGCAUUUACUAUGUAUUAAAGUGGUAUUUGGGUUACCAUGAGUCUUGCAUUAUUUCGAUCAUAUUCAAAAAAUGUACAGGCUUUUAAAUAUUAAACUUAUGUUA
This is a messenger RNA of Pararge aegeria (speckled wood butterfly), 2533 nucleotides long. RefSeq lists its product as uncharacterized. Bases 76 to 1338 code for a protein of 420 amino acids. The record is from RefSeq and is a predicted model, not a curated record. NCBI's taxonomy places the organism in Eukaryota, Metazoa, Arthropoda, Insecta, Lepidoptera, Nymphalidae. The transcript has 5 exons.